Hermetia illucens (black soldier fly) is the source of this 8382-nucleotide messenger RNA. Its product is annotated as mucin-2-like. Gene Ontology annotation, molecular function: serine-type endopeptidase activity. The record is from RefSeq and is a predicted model, not a curated record. The coding region runs from base 204 to 8246 and encodes 2680 amino acids. Lineage: Eukaryota; Metazoa; Arthropoda; Insecta; Diptera; Stratiomyidae. Gene Ontology annotation, biological process: proteolysis. The transcript has 2 exons.
AAGAAAGAGCAGGUAUUCGGUGAACCUUAAUAAAAAAAAAUCUGCAUAGAUUAAAAAUGAUAAUAUCAGAUACAUCUACUGGUGCUAUCGCAAUUUGAUAACAAUCCAAUUCAGAUUACAAGUACCCCAAGUUCUUCGUUCUGAGUAUAUAUAUAAUUUCCUGUCCCUGAAAAGCGCGUCAGUUAUCUGCCGAAAUCAAAAAAAUGAAGUUGUGGUACGCCCUGCUUCUAGGCGCGUUCCUAGUCCUAGUCGAGUCGCGAAAUCUGAAUAUAUCCCCACGUAUAAACGAUGGAUAUACGGUUGUGGAUCCUAAAAGUUUUCCCUCACAAGUGACUAUACAAAAUCGAAUGACCAGUGGAUCAGUGAAAAUGUGUAGUGGAUCAAUCGUCACAGAUCGUUUUGUUCUCACAUCCUUUUAUUGUACACAAGAUGUAAAAACAUUUGAUUUAUACUUCGGAUUGAUGUACCUCAAUCAAACUGAAAGUGCGAAUAAGAUGGAAGUGGCAGCAGAUGCAGUGAUACCUUAUCCGAUAUUGGUCAAUGAUGUCGCUCUAAUCCGUUUACCGAAACCUUUAGAAUUGAGUGACCUAGUCAAACCAAUCAAACUAGCAGAUACCACGCCGUCAUCGGGAACGUUUGCAGUCAUGGCCGGUUUCGCCUCAGGAUACAACAACCUCAAGUACGGUUUCUUUCGAUUAGAAGAACAGGCUUUAUGUGCUGAUGCCUAUCCGAACAAAUUUGACAAGUACAACCAAAUCUGUACAACAGGAUGGACAAAUCCAAAUCAGAGACCAUGCAAAAACAACGAAGGUGGAGGUUUGAUCGUUGGUUGGCCAGAACAUCCAGAAUUAAUUGGUAUAUUCUCGAGCCCAAAUACCUGCAGCGGAACAUCGCCAGCAAUGUAUGCUAAUGCUGUCAAAUAUAAAUUUUGGAUGGACAAUAUAAUCGCAAAUUUCCCAGAGGAAACUACAACCACAGAACCACCCACUACUACUGCUGAGACAACUGUUCCAACUGAAACCACCACUGAAAGUUCUCCUAGCCCACCAGCAACAACCACAGAUGCCGGGACCACAGCGAGUGACACAACUGAGUCCCAAACUGAAACAACCACUACCCAACAGGAGACAACAGACAAAACAACGACUGAUCCGGCAACUCAAACAACCACGGAAGUGGCAUCAGAAGCAACUGAACCAGUCACAGAUGAAACCACCACUGAGAAUUCAACAGGUGAAACAACAACCCAAACUGCAACAGUUGAAACCACCACCGAAGGCGAAACAACUGAACCAGUAACAGAUGAAACAACCACAAGCAGUGAAACUACUGGACCAACUGAGCCUCCCACAGGUGAAACAACUACUGAAAAUGGAACAACAGAGCCUGAAACAACCGAACCAGUCACAGACGAAACCACCACUGAGGCUUCGACAGGCGAAACAACCACUCAAACUGCAACAACGGAACCUGCAACAGUGGAAACAACUACUGAAGGUGAAACAACCGAACCAGUAACAGAUGAAACUACCACAAGCAGUGACACUACACCAACUGAGCCUUCCACAAGUGAAACAACUACCGAAAGUGGAACAACAGAGCCUGAAACAACCGAACCAGCCACAGACGAAACCACCACUGAGGCUUCAACAGGUGAAACAACCACUCAAACUGCAACAACGGAACCCGCAACAGUUGAAACAACUACUGAAGGUGAAACAACCGAACCAGUAACAGAUGAAACAACCACAAGCAGUGAAACUACUGGACCAACUGAGCCUUCCACAGGUGAAACAACUACCGAAAAUGAAACAACAGAGCCUGAAACAACCGAACCAGCCACAGAAGAAACUACCACUGAGGCUUCAACAGGUGAAACGACCACUCAAACUGCAACAACGGAACCUGCAACAGUUGAAACAACUACUGAAGGUGAAACAACCGAACCAGUAACAGAUGAAACAACCACAAGCAGUGAAACUACUGGACCAACUGAGCCUCCCACAGGUGAAACAACUACCGAAAAUGGAACAACAGAGCCUGAAACAACCGAACCAGUCACAGACGAAACCACCACUGAGGCUUCAACAGGCGAAACAACCACUCAAACUGCAACAACGGAACCCGCAACAGUUGAAACAACUACUGAAGGUGAAACAACCGAACCAGUAACAGAUGAAACAACCACAAGCAGUGAAACUACUGGACCAACUGAGCCUCCCACAGGUGAAACAACUACUGAAAAUGGAACAACAGAGCCCGAAACAACCGAACCAGUCACAGACGAAACCACCACUGAGGCUUCAACAGGCGAAACAACCACUCAAACUGCAACAACGGAACCUGCAACAAUUGAAACAACUACUGAAGGUGAAACAACCGAACCAGUAACAGAUGAAACAACCACAAGCAGUGAGACUACACCAACUGAGCCUUCCACAGGUGAAACAACUACCGAAAAUGGAACAACAGAGCCUGAAACAACCGAACCAGCCACAGAAGAAACCACCACUGAGGCUUCAACAGGUGAAACGACCACUCAAACUGCAACAACGGAACCUGCAACAGUUGAAACCACCACCGAAGGCGAAACAACUGAACCAGUAACAGAUGAAACAACCACAAGCAGUGAAACUACUGGACCAACUGAGCCUCCCACAGGUGAAACAACUACCGAAAAUGGAACAACAGAGCCUGAAACAAACGAACCAGUCACAGACGAAACCACCACUGAGGCUUCAACAGGCGAAACAACCACUCAAACUGCAACAACGGAACCAGCAACAGUUGAAACAACUACUGAAGGUGAAACAACCGAACCAGUAACAGAUGAAACAACCACAAGCAGUGAAACUACUGGACCAACUGAGCCUCCCACAGGUGAAACAACUACUGAAAAUGGAACAACAGAGCCUGAAACAACCGAACCAGCCACAGAAGAAACCACCACUGAGGCUUCAACAGGUGAAACGACCACUCAAACUGCAACAACGGAACCUACAACAGUUGAAACCACCACCGAAGGCGAAACAACUGAACCAGUAACAGAUGAAACAACCAGAAGCAGUGAAACUACUGGACCAACUGAGCCUCCCACAGGUGAAACAACUACUGAAAAUGGAACAACAGAGCCCGAAACAACCGAACCAGUCACAGACGAAAGCACCACUGAGGCUUCAACAGGCGAAACAACCACUCAAACUGCAACAACGGAACCAGCAACAGUUGAAACAACUACUGAAGGUGAAACAACCGAACCAGUAACAGAUGAAACAACCACAAGCAGUGAGACUACACCAACUGAGCCUUCCACAGGUGAAACAACUACCGAAAAUGGAACAACAGAGCCUGAAACAACCGAACCAGCCACAGAAGAAACCACCACUGAGGCUUCAACAGGUGAAACGACCACUCAAACUACAACAACGGAACCAGCAACAGUUGAAACCACCACCGAAGGCGAAACAACUGAACCAGUAACAGAUGAAACAACCACAAGCAGUGAAACCACUGGACCAACUGAGCCUCCCACAAGUGAAACAACUACCGAAAAUGGAACAACAGAGCCUGAAACAACCGAACCAGUCACAGACGAAACCACCACUGAGGCUUCAACAGGCGAAACAACCACUCAAACUGCAACAACGGAACCAGCCACAGUUGAAACAACUACUGAAGGUGAAACAACCGAACCAGUAACAGAUGAAACAACCACAAGCAGUGAGACUACACCAACUGAGCCUUCCACAGGUGAAACAACUACCGAAAACGGAACAACAGAGCCUGAAACAACCGAACCAGCCACAGAAGAAACCACCACUGAGGCUUCAACAGGUGAAACGACCACUCAAACUGCAACAACGGAACCUGCAACAGUUGAAACCACCACCGAAGGCGAAACAACUGAACCAGUAACAGAUGAAACAACCACAAGCAGUGAAACUACUGGGCCAACUGAGCCUCCCACAGGUGAAACAACUACCGAAAAUGGAACAACAGAGCCUGGAACAACCGAACCAGUCACAGACGAAACCACCACUGAGGCUUCAACAGGCGAAACAACCACUCAAACUGCAACAACGGAACCUGCAACAGUUGAAACAACUACUGAAGGUGAAACAACCGAACCAGUAACAGAUGAAACAACCACAAGCAGUGAGACUACACCAACUGAGCCUUCCACAGGCGAAACAACUACCGAAAAUGGAACAACAGAGCCUGAAACAACCGAACCAGUCACAGAAGAAACCACCACUGAGGCUUCAACAGGUGAAACGACCACUCAAACUGCAACAGCGGAACCAGCAACAGUUGAAACCACCACCGAAGGCGAAACAACUGAACCAGUAACAGAUGAAACAACCACAAGCAGUGAAACUACUGGACCAACUGAGCCUCCCACAGGUGAAACAACUACCGAAAAUGGAACAACAGAGCCUGGAACAACCGAACCAGUCACAGACGAAACCACCACUGAGGCUUCAACAGGCGAAACAACCACUCAAACUGCAACAACGGAACCUGCAACAGUUGAAACAACUACUGAAGGUGAAACAACCGAACCAGUAACAGAUGAAACAACCACAAGCAGUGAGACUACACCAACUGAGCCUUCCACAGGUGAAACAACUACCGAAAAUGGAACAACAGAGCCUGAAACAACCGAACCAGCCACAGAAGAAACCACCACUGAGGCUUCAACAGGUGAAACGACCACUCAAACUGCAACAACGGAACCAGCAACAGUUGAAACCACCACCGAAGGCGAAACAACUGAACCAGUAACAGAUGAAACAACCACAAGCAGUGAAACUACUGGACCAACUGAGCCUCCCACAGGUGAAACAACUACCGAAAAUGGAACAACAGAGCCUGAAACAACCGAACCAGCCACAGAAGAAACCACCAGUGAGGCUUCAACAGGUGAAACGACCACUCAAACUGCAACAACGGAACCUGCAACAGUUGAAACCACCACCGAAGGCGAAACAACUGAACCAGUAACAGAUGAAACAACCACAAGCAGUGAAACUACUGGACCAACUGAGCCUCCCACAGGUGAAACAACUACUGAAAAUGGAACAACAGAGCCCGAAACAACCGAACCAGUCACAGACGAAAGCACCACUGAGGCUUCAACAGGCGAAACAACCACUCAAACUGCAACAACGGAACCAGCAACAGUUGAAACAACUACUGAAGGUGAAACAACCGAGCCAGUAACAGAUGAAACAACCACAAGCAGUGAGACUACACCAACUGAGCCUUCCACAGGUGAAACAACUACCGAAAAUGGAACAACAGAGCCUGAAACAACCGAACCAGCCACAGAAGAAACCACCACUGAGGCUUCAACAGGUGAAACGACCACUCAAACUACAACAACGGAACCAGCAACAGUUGAAACCACCACCGAAGGCGAAACAACUGAACCAGUAACAGAUGAAACAACCACAAGCAGUGAAACCACUGGACCAACUGAGCCUCCCACAAGUGAAACAACUACCGAAAAUGGAACAACAGAGCCUGAAACAACCGAACCAGUCACAGACGAAACCACCACUGAGGCUUCAACAGGCGAAACAACCACUCAAACUGCAACAACGGAACCAGCCACAGUUGAAACAACUACUGAAGGUGAAACAACCGAACCAGUAACAGAUGAAACAACCACAAGCAGUGAGACUACACCAACUGAACCUUCCACAGGUGAAACAACUACCGAAAACGGAACAACAGAGCCUGAAACAACCGAACCAGCCACAGAAGAAACCACCACUGAGGCUUCAACAGGUGAAACGACCACUCAAACUGCAACAACGGAACCUGCAACAGUUGAAACCACCACCGAAGGCGAAACAACUGAACCAGUAACAGAUGAAACAACCACAAGCAGUGAAACUACUGGACCAACUGAGCCUCCCACAGGUGAAACAACUACCGAAAAUGGAACAACAGAGCCUGGAACAACCGAACCAGUCACAGACGAAACCACCACUGAGGCUUCAACAGGCGAAACAACCACUCAAACUGCAACAACGGAACCUGCAACAGUUGAAACAACUACUGAAGGUGAAACAACCGAACCAGUAACAGAUGAAACAACCACAAGCAGUGAGACUACACCAACUGAGCCUUCCACAGGCGAAACAACUACCGAAAAUGGAACAACAGAGCCUGAAACAACCGAACCAGUCACAGACGAAACCACCACUGAGGCUUCAACAGGUGAAACGACCACUCAAACUGCAACAACGGAACCAGCAACAGUUGAAACCACCACCGAAGGCGAAACAACUGAACCAGUAACAGAUGAAACAACCACAAGCAGUGAAACUACUGGACCAACUGAGCCUCCCACAGGUGAAACAACUACCGAAAAUGGAACAACAGAGCCUGGAACAACCGAACCAGUCACAGACGAAACCACCACUGAGGCUUCAACAGGCGAAACAACCACUCAAACUGCAACAACGGAACCUGCAACAGUUGAAACAACUACUGAAGGUGAAACAACCGAACCAGUAACAGAUGAAACAACCACAAGCAGUGAGACUACACCAACUGAGCCUUCCACAGGUGAAACAACUACCGAAAAUGGAACAACAGAGCCUGAAACAACCGAACCAGCCACAGAAGAAACCACCACUGAGGCUUCAACAGGUGAAACGACCACUCAAACUGCAACAACGGAACCAGCAACAGUUGAAACCACCACCGAAGGCGAAACAACUGAACCAGUAACAGAUGAAACAACCACAAGCAGUGAAACUACUGGACCAACUGAGCCUCCUACAGGUGAAACAACUACCGAAAAUGGAACAACAGAGCCUGAAACAACCGAACCAGUCACAGACGAAACCACCACUGAGGCUUCAACAGGCGAAACAACCACUCAAACUGCAACAACGGAACCUGCAACAGUUGAAACAACUACUGAAGGUGAAACAACCGAACCAGUAACAGAUGAAACAACCACAAGCAGUGAGACUACACCAACUGAGCCUUCCACAGGUGAAACAACUACCGAAAAUGGAACAACAGAGCCUGAAACAACCGAACCAGCCACAGAAGAAACCACCACUGAGGCUUCAACAGGUGAAACGACCACUCAAACUGCAACAACGGAACCAGCAACAGUUGAAACCACCACCGAAGGCGAAACAACUGAACCAGUAACAGAUGAAACAACCACAAGCAGUGAAACUACUGGACCAACUGAGCCUCCCACAGGUGAAACAACUACCGAAAAUGGAACAACAGAGCCUGAAACAACCGAACCAGCCACAGAAGAAACCACCAGUGAGGCUUCAACAGGUGAAACGACCACUCAAACUGCAACAACGGAACCUGCAACAGUUGAAACCACCACCGAAGGCGAAACAACUGAACCAGUAACAGAUGAAACAACCACAAGCAGUGAAACUACUGGACCAACUGAGCCUCCCACAGGUGAAACAACUACCGAAAAUGGAACAACAGAGCCUGAAACAACCGAACCAGUCACAGACGAAACCACCACUGAGGCUUCAACAGGCGAAACAACCACUCAAACUGCAACAACGGAACCUGCAACAGUUGAAACAACCACCGAAGGUGAAACAACCGAACCAGUAACAGAUGAAACAACCACAAGCAGUGAGACUACACCAACUGAGCCUUCCACAGGUGAAACAACUACCGAAAACGGAACAACAGAGCCUGAAACAACCGAACCAGUCACAGACGAAACCACCACUGAGGCUUCAACAGGUGAAACAACCACUCAAACUGCAACAACGGAACCUGCAACAGUUGAAACAACCACCGAAGGUGAAACAACCGAACCAGCAACAGAAGAAACAACGAAUAAUAGUGAAACUACUGAAGCUGUCACUGCGGAAACUACCACCGAAAACCCAUCAACACCAGAAAUAACCACUACAGAGAGUACGACUUCAAACACAACUGAGACUGUAACUGAUGAAACCACUUCAGAGAGUGGAAUAACAGAGCCUGUCACAGAUCUAUCCAGUACCGAAAGUUCGUCUACUGAUGGGCACACAACCGGGUCUGCAACAGAUGAAACUCCCGCGGAGAAUUCUUCCCCAUCAGAAGAGAAUACUACGGAACCAACCACAGAAACUCCAAAGACCACACCAACGACAACUUCCCCUAAGCCUACUUACGUGACAGGUCCUUUGACACCAUUGACCGAUCGACUAAUCAAGAUGAUAACUCCGCCAGUAAUUAGACGGGCCGGAUAGGCGGAGUCUACUCUUCUUCCCUAUUUAACCAUUAUUUCGCAUUGAAAGUAUCUGUAGUAGUUAUAGCAGGAAAUAUAUUUAGUUAAUAAUCAAAGUGUUAAAUUAUUUUGUAAAAUAUAAGUUUAUACAAAUGUUA